Stereum hirsutum FP-91666 SS1 is the source of this 231-nucleotide messenger RNA. RefSeq lists its product as uncharacterized. The transcript is spliced from 2 exons. The annotation marks the transcript as partial. The record is from RefSeq and is a predicted model, not a curated record. Lineage: Eukaryota; Fungi; Basidiomycota; Agaricomycetes; Russulales; Stereaceae.
AUGGCAUGUUUUGAUGCAGGUGGAGCUGCGACACUGGUCGCAUCUUAUCUUGCCCGCGUUCGUGGAUCAAACGAACCUGAGUUCAGUGCCUCACGCGCGAAGACCCUCGAGUCCUAUCUUCGCGAAAUACACGCAUUUGUGAUGGAUUAUGGGCAUGAAGUCGGCCACCACUGGGACCCUCAAAUCGAGAGCUAUCGUGGUGCCCUCGAGGCCAUGCUGGGCAAUACCUCC